Molecule: messenger RNA, 1895 nt
Organism: Hippoglossus stenolepis (Pacific halibut)
Lineage: Eukaryota; Metazoa; Chordata; Actinopteri; Pleuronectiformes; Pleuronectidae
Product: tripartite motif-containing protein 16-like
Exons: 1
Coding region: 120-1796 (558 amino acids)
Molecular function (GO): protein binding; zinc ion binding
Source: RefSeq, a predicted model, not a curated record
AACAAGCCGUGACCUGUGGGAGAUGAGUCACUGCAGGUAGUGAACAAGGAGGGUGUAGCAGAGAUCUGUAUCUGUUCAGAGGGAGUGAGACUGUUCUACAGUCACUGGCACCAGCUGAAAUGGAGCAGCAAGAAAAUCAACUGGACAGAGAAAGAUUCCGCUGUUCGAUCUGUCUGGAUCUGCUGAAGGAUCCGGUGACUACUGGCUGUGGACACAGCUGCUGUAUGAGCUGUAUUAAAACCCACUGGGACAAAGAGGACGUGAGAGGAAGCUACAGCUGCCCUCAGUGUGGCCAGACCUUCACACCGAGGCCUGUCCUGGCGAAAAGCACCAUGUUAGGUGAUUUACUGGAGGAGCUGAAGAAGACUGGAUUCCGAGCUGCUCCUGCUGAUCACUGCUAUGCUGGACCUGAAGAUGUGGCCUGUGAUGUCUGCACUGGGAGAAAACUGAAAGCUCUCAAGUCCUGUUUAGUUUGUUUGGCCUCUUAUUGUGAAAAACACCUCCAGCCUCAUCUUCAGUCUGCUCCAUUUAAGAAGCACAAGCUGGUGGAGCCCUCGGAGAAGCUCCAGGAGAACUUCUGCUCUCGUCACGAUGAGGUGAUGAAGAUGUUCUGCCGCACUGAUCAGCAGUGUAUCUGUUAUUUCUGCUCUGUGGAUGAACAUAAAGACCACGACAUAGUGUCAGCUGCAGCAGAAAGGACUGAGAGGCAGAGAAACCUCGGGCUGAGGAGACAAACAAUCCAGCAGAGACUCCAGGACAGAGAGAAAGAUGUGAAGCUGCUUCAACAGGAGGAGGAGGCUGUCAAUGGCUCUGCUUAUAAAGCAGUGAAGGACAGUGAGAAGAUCUUCACUGAGCUGAUCCGUCUGCUGGAGAAAAGAAGCUCUGAUGUGAAGCAGCAGAUCAGAUCCCAGCAGCAAACUGAAGUGAGUCGAGUCAGAGAGCUUCAGGAGAGACUGGAGCAGGAGAUCACUGAGCUGAAGAGGAAAGACCAUGAACUGAAGCAGCUCUCAGACACAGAGGAUCACAACCAGUUUCUACACAACUACUCCUCACUGUCACCACUCAGUGAAUCUACACACUCAUCCAGCAUCAGGAUCCGUCCUCUGAGGAACUGUGAGGAUGUGACAGCAGCUGUGUCACAGGUCAGAGGUCGACUACAGGACAUUCUGAGUGAGACAGAGACAAAGAUUUUACAGAUUGUGUCUCAAGUGGAUGUUUUACUGCCACACCCAGAGCCCAAGACCAGAGCUGACUUCUUAAAAUAUUCACAGGAAAUCACACUGGAUCCAAACACCGCAAACAAAGAUCUGUUAUUAUCUGAGGGAAACAGAAAAGUAACACGUAUGAGUAAAAAACAGUCUUAUUCUGAUCACCCAGACAGAUUCACUGAUUGGCCUCAGGUCCUGAGUAGAGAGAUUCUGACUGAGCGUUGUUACUGGGAGGUGGAGGUGAGAGGAGAAGGAGGAGUUUGUAUAGCAGUCGCAUACAAGAAUAUCAGCAGAGCAGGAGAAUCACUUGAAUGUAGAUUUGGAUGCAAUGAUAGAUCUUGGUCAUUAUAUUGUCAUGGAAACAGUUAUAUCUUUUCUUACAACAGGAUCAACACUACAGUGUCAGGUCCUCGGUCCUCCAGAGUAGGAGUGUACCUUGAUCACAGUGCAGGUGUUCUGUCCUUCUACAGCAUCACUGGCACCAUGACUCUCCUCCACAGAGUCCAGACCACAUUCACUCAGCCUCUCUAUGCUGGAGUUAGGGUUUAUUAUUCUGGAGCCACAGCUGAGUUCUGUAAACUCAAAUAGACUCGAGUCAUUAAAAGCAGUGAUUUAGAUUUGGUGUUUAAAUCUUUAACUUCUUUUGUCUCCAUGUUUGUUGAUCAAACUUCGUCGUGGUGACGUUUC